Molecule: messenger RNA, 1141 nt
Organism: Helianthus annuus (common sunflower)
Lineage: Eukaryota; Viridiplantae; Streptophyta; Magnoliopsida; Asterales; Asteraceae
Product: probable E3 ubiquitin-protein ligase BAH1-like
Exons: 6
Coding region: 31-1005 (324 amino acids)
Source: RefSeq, a predicted model, not a curated record
UUCUUCUUCUUCAGCUAAACCUCUACAAAAAUGAAGUUUGGACAGAUGUAUUCAGAGUAUCUACACGGUGAAAAAGUCAACUCUUUUGAUCUCGACAAGUUCUCUCACGUUGACUACAAGAGCCUUAAAAAGGUUUUGAAAACCUGUCGUUGUCAGAACGAUACAGUUUCAGAUCUUCCUCGUUAUCAGUCCUGCCCACGGUGUGAUCAGAUAUUUUUCUCUGAGAUAAUGAAGGAAGCUUCUGGUGUAGCUGGAUGUUUUAGUUCUAGGGUUAGGCAUCUUGUUCAUCUUCAUUGCACCGGUGGUUUGCAGAGAUGUUUACUGCACUUGUUUCAGUGUUUUAAGGAUGAUCAACAAGCACUUGUGCAGGAAGGAAGAAUGUUAAUUAGUUAUGUUAUUAUGAAUGCUAUAGCUCUUAAGAAGAUUCUUAAGAAGUAUGAUAAAGUGCACAAAUCUGUAAGUGGUAUGAACUUCAAGUCCAAGUUGCAGGCUGAACACUUGGAGAUUUCACAGUCACCAUGGUUAAUUGAACUGGUGGCUUUAUAUUUGAACUUCAAUGAAUCAAACCAUAUGAUUGACUACAAGCUUCAUGACAUACCAUUCUCUUGUGAUCUCACCAUUGCAGAUUCAGAACUCGUAUUGAGAUUAGUGCUUCCAGGUUAUGCAAAUUUGGAAUACAAUCUCACUUGUCCGAUUUGUUUGAAUACUGUUUUUCAUCCAUCUGCUUUGAGCUGUGGGCAUAUCUUUUGCAAGUCAUGUGCUUGCUCAGCAGGAUCUGUUUUAAUAUUUCAAGGGCUUAAAUCUGCAAGCCCAAAAAUGAGGUGUCCAGUUUGCAGAGAGGAUGGUGUGUAUGGUAAUGCAGUGAGCAUGUCUGAACUCAAUCUACUUUUAAAGCGAAGGUUCAAAGAACAAUGGAAAGAAAGACUUGUUGAAGAACAUGGUGAAGUUACGAAGCAAACUAAAGACUAUUGGGAGUUGCAAACUAGAUAUUUUUCAGGAAUUUGAUUAUUGAUAAUACUAGAUCUUGAUUAGUUUACCUACCUUUGAUCCAAUAAGCUUCUCUUCGGUUGUAAACACAAAUGGAAAUGGUUUGUGCAACUAUCUUUGAUUCAAUAAGCGUCUGUGAGAUUUAUAUUUUUAA